GGGACCAUGCGGCGGGGCCCGGCCGGGGGCGCAGCUGGAGGAGGCUCCUGGAUGCAGCGCGGCCUGUGGGGCGUCUGACACCCCCGCCGGGAUCAUCAAGAGCCAUGACUUCAACUGUGCAGACGCUGCACUUCAGGCUGCUGCCGCAUGACACCGGGCAGGAGUGGGUGCACAGCUGUGAGCAGGAGAUCCAGCGCCGGUACCAGGUGGUGCCCUCUGUCGUGUGCGCCAUGUGCUGCCUCUUCGGGAUCAUCUACUGCUUCUUCGGCUACCGCUGCUUCAAGGCCAUCAUGUUCCUGACCGGGCUGAUGUUUGGCUCCAUCAUCAUCUUCAUGCUGUGCUACAAGGAGCGGGUGCUGGACACGCAGCUGAGCGUGGAGGCCUCGGUGGGCAUUGGGCUGGGCAUCGGUGUCCUGUGCGGGCUGGUCACCAUGCUGGUGCGCAGCGUCGGGCUCUUCAUGGUGGGGCUGCUGCUGGGGCUGCUGCUGGCACUGGCCACGCUGGUGGCCAUGGAGCAGUUCUACCACCCACCCACGGUGUGGAUCCCCAUCGGGCUGCUGCUGGGCGUGGGCAUGCUCGGCGCCGUGCUCACCCUGCAGUGGCAGAAGUUCUUCACCACCCUCUCCACGGCCGUCUUUGGCAGUGCCAUCAUGACCGUCACCGUCGACUACUUCAUCGAGCUGCUGCUGCUGGUGCAGUACGUCUACGAACGUGUCAAGGUGGCACCCGCACGGCCCAUGUGCUGGUACAGCUGGGUCAUCCUGGGUGUCUGGCCCGUCCUCGCCACGCUGGGUGUGCUGGUGCAGUGGAAAGUCACGGCCGAGGGGUACUCCCACACAGAAGUGGUUAUCAGCCGGCAGCAGCGCCGGGUGCAGUUGAUGAGGAUCAAGCAGCGGGAGCAGCGGAAGGAGAAGAAGAAGCAGCGGAGGCCGCCCCGUCCCCCUCCCCACCCACACAAAGCCCACCUGCCCGAACCCAGCUACCGCCGCAAGCCAACCCCCGUGCGCCGCUUUGACGGGGACGUGCUCUCUCCUAGCUACAUCCAGAGCUUCCGGGAGCGGCAGACGGGGACGUCGCUGAGCAGCCUCAUCACAAGCACGCACGCCGUGGUCGACCUGGACUAUGACUGCAGCUCUACGGUGCCCUUGACCAUGGGCUCUGGCCCAGUUCUUCGGGUAUAGCCCAGACCCCCUGACCUCUCGUGACACCAGCAGCAGGGCCAGCAGGGACCGACACGCCAGGGCCCCGCCAGGGCCAGCACGGACCGACAUGCCAGGGCCCUGCCAGGGCCAACAUGGACCAGCUCUCCAGACACACCAGGGCCAGCAGGAGUCAGAGCCAGGGGGUGUUUGAGGGGAGGGCUGUGGCCCAUUUGGGGCAGGGAGGCCAUUGACGGGGCAUGCACAGGGCUGUGCUCAGAGAUCGCUAGCCGGUGAGCAAUGCAGGGAGAGGGUUAAUCCCACUCGCUGGCACAGGCUUUGCAUGGCGGCAUGACACGUGGACUCCUGGAGCAGGGUGAGCGCCCCACUGCCACUCCCUGAGGGGGCACAGCCUGUGCCAGGGCCUGAUGAGCCAAAGGUGCCCCAGAGCGCCUGGUAUCACCCAGCUUUCUCCCAGAGGCCCCCAGGAGCAGCUCCUUCAAUGCCAGCCCUUAGCCCCCCACUGACCCCCAAGCAGCUCAGUGAGCAGCUUUCUGAGAGCCUGUUCCCCCCAUUCUCUGCCCCCCCAGCGUAGUUCCAUGGUGCCUGUUCCCCCCAUUCUCUGCCCCCCCAGCGUAGCUCCAUGGUGCCUGUUCCCCCCAUUCUCUGCCCCCCUCCAGCGUAGCGCCAUGGUGCCUGUUCCCCCCAUUCUCUGCCCCCCACAGCCCAGAUCCAUGGUGCCUGUUCCCCCCAUUCUCUGCCUCCCCCAGCGUAGCACCAUGGUGCCUGUUCCCCCCAUUCUCUGCCCCCCCCAGCAUAGCACCAUGGUGCCUGUUCCCCCCAUUCUCUGCCCCCCCA
Molecule: messenger RNA, 1997 nt
Organism: Gopherus evgoodei (Goodes thornscrub tortoise)
Lineage: Eukaryota; Metazoa; Chordata; Testudines; Testudinidae
Gene: TMEM198
Product: transmembrane protein 198
Exons: 5
Coding region: 105-1181 (358 amino acids)
Biological process (GO): positive regulation of canonical Wnt signaling pathway
Cellular component (GO): plasma membrane; cytoplasmic vesicle
Source: RefSeq, a predicted model, not a curated record